GAGAGAGCAGCCGCAACCUCGCUUCUUCUUUUCCUUGAGCAGGAUGGAAUCUCAGGUGAAGCAUGCUGUUGUAGUCAAAGUUAUGGGUCGAACUGGGUCAAGAGGGCAAGUGACUCAGGUUAGAGUGAAGUUUUUGGAUGAUCAGAACCGUCACAUCAUGAGGAAUGUGAAGGGACCAGUGAGAGAAGGAGACAUUCUCACUCUUCUGGAGUCUGAAAGAGAAGCAAGAAGGUUGCGCUGAGGGUCUCUGGAUGUGUUGUUUGGCUCAGGAUACACAUUGUGGUGAAACGUUCUUUUUUUGUGGUAGU
Abrus precatorius (Indian licorice) is the source of this 308-nucleotide messenger RNA. Its product is annotated as 40S ribosomal protein S28-like. The coding region runs from base 44 to 241 and encodes 65 amino acids. The transcript has 3 exons. Gene Ontology annotation, molecular function: structural constituent of ribosome. Gene Ontology annotation, biological process: maturation of SSU-rRNA; ribosomal small subunit assembly; translation. The record is from RefSeq and is a predicted model, not a curated record. Lineage: Eukaryota; Viridiplantae; Streptophyta; Magnoliopsida; Fabales; Fabaceae. Gene Ontology annotation, cellular component: cytosolic small ribosomal subunit; ribosome.